Molecule: messenger RNA, 1472 nt
Organism: Nylanderia fulva
Lineage: Eukaryota; Metazoa; Arthropoda; Insecta; Hymenoptera; Formicidae
Source: RefSeq, a predicted model, not a curated record
CCGAUGUAUAGAGACAAUAUAAAAUUUUUAAGGAAACAAAGGAUGGACAAAACAUGAACUUUCUUGCAAAAGGCCUAACUUGUGCGACACAGGUGCGAAACUGCUUGUCUCACAUUCUUUUUUACGAUUAUAAUUACAACAAUAAAUCAAAUCAAAAUUAUGACAUUGACCCAAUCGAUGAUGUAAUCGGAUUCAUUGAUAAUAUAGAUGAAUAUUUAAAUCGUUUGUUUGAAAAUGAACCUUUUUUUCGAAGACUUACCUCUGCAGAUGAGAUGAAAUACUUGUUCUAUAUUGACGAGAUUAAAUACUUCUUAUCACCAUCUCCACAAAAAAUUGAUCGCAAUUCAAUCGAAAGAUAUUGCGAAAUAAAAUUGUCUCACUAUAAAAAACUAUCUUCGAUACGAAAUGAGUUGGACAGAUAUAUAGUGAAACCUGAAAGAGAACAGCUUUUGGAAGAAAUUUGUACUUUCGUGGCAAUAUAUAUUCAAGUUCGAGAAGAUGUAUGUUACACGAAUGUAAGUGCAUCAUUGGAUACAAUCGCACAAGAGGUACUGAAUUCUCUUAGAAAGAAGCAUCCGAACCAUUCGAUAUUCUCCACGUCUGAAGAAACUUUUUCCUAUUGGAAAACCAACAAUAUCAAAGAUAAUCGAUGGGAUGAAACAGAAAGUACGCUUAUUAUGGAUACACUCCAGGAAUAUAUAUUUGGCACUUUAAACUUUCGAGUAUGUAGCUCCGUACCCGAAGAUAUCAAAUGUUUGUGUAUAGAUUAUGUUUUACAAAGUAAAUCUGGUGAAGAUAUCAUUGUAUAUACAAUAUUUCAUAGCGUGGCUAGAAGAAUUGGUCUACGUUGCGAUGCAAUAAAUUUUUUUACUCGAUUAUCUAUAUUUUGGAAACCAGAAUUCGUCACGAAUAAUUUUGAAAAUGCACGAUGUUUUUACACACAAAAGUAUUUCCCCGAGUAUCGUGUUAUUGAUAAUCUAUCAGAAUACAUGUCUGUAAGACCAGUCGCAAUAACAAUUACAAAGAUGUUGAAGUUAACAAGAGAUAUUGUUAGAGAAUUUAUAAUACAACAUAAAAUUAAGAAAAUGCGAUUAAUCCGGGUUAAUUGCAUUAUCCAACAACUUCCGAUAUGAUUAAAAUGUAUUGUAAUCAUAUUACGAUGAUAGGUAUUAUGAGCACAAGUUAUAUACAUAUGAUGCAAAAUGUGAGUAAUUAUAUUAAUUUGAACAUAUUCAUGUAUACUCAUAAUGACAUUUUUUGCAAACAGUUUCAAGAUAUCAUAAUAUUCCGUGUUUUGAGUAGCAUAUGAGCCUGCAUCUGUGUCUAUUUUUGUCAUCAUGUUUUAAGAAAUAUGAGUACAAUAUGAGUAAAGUAUAUACGCGCACUAACAAUCGCAUAUUAGUAUAUAAUAUAUACAAUUGUAAAAAUAUUGAACAUUGUAAGAUUCUUUUAGAUAACAAUUCUUUUACAAA